Rosa rugosa (rugosa rose) is the source of this 1294-nucleotide messenger RNA. RefSeq names its product probable adenylate kinase 6, chloroplastic. Bases 149 to 1027 code for a protein of 292 amino acids. NCBI's taxonomy places the organism in Eukaryota, Viridiplantae, Streptophyta, Magnoliopsida, Rosales, Rosaceae. The record is from RefSeq and is a predicted model, not a curated record. Gene Ontology annotation, molecular function: ATP binding; AMP kinase activity. Gene Ontology annotation, biological process: nucleobase-containing compound metabolic process. The transcript is spliced from 4 exons. Gene Ontology annotation, cellular component: mitochondrion; cytoplasm.
CGCGGCGCGUUUCUAAAAAGCUAUUGCCUCCUCCUAGCUUUGAGGAAACGCCAAAAGCCCAAACGCAGCACAAGAGGACAUCAAAUUCUCAGCUUUUAUCUAGCAGCACCUCAAAAUAAUUGACUUUUGCUUCCCUCCUCCUCCUCCCAUGGCGGUUCUGAGCCGCGUUCUGAGACUAAGAGCGGCGGGAGUAGACCGCUUCGCAGUCCGGAGCUUCCGGUCUUCGUCGUGGCGAAAUUCCGAAAUUGACCCCAAGGCGGCGGCGGCGUCGCAGCAGCUCGGGGAAAAGGCGCUUCCUUUACAGCGAGACGUCAAGGACAGAAAUGUCCAGUGGGUUUUCCUUGGCUGCCCGGGCGUCGGCAAAGGCACCUACGCGUCUAAACUCUCGACUCUGCUCGGCGUGCCUCAUAUUGCGACCGGCGAUCUCGUCCGCGACGAGCUUUCCUCUUCCGGUCCGCUCGCCAAGCAGCUUGAGGAGGUUGUAAAUCAAGGCAAAUUGGUUUCGGAUGAGAUUAUAAUAAACUUGCUGUCCAAGCGUCUUGAAGCUAGCUCAGCUAAGGGUGAAACUGGCUUUAUUCUUGAUGGUUUCCCUCGCACAAUUCGACAGGCGGAAAUUUUAGAGGGAGUUACUGAAAUUGACUUGGUAAUCAACCUAAAGCUUCGGGAAGAGGCUUUGCUUGCCAAGUGCCUUGGAAGAAGGAUUUGCAGUGAGUGUGGAGGAAAUUACAAUGUUGCCAGCAUUGAUAUUAAAGCUGAGGAAGGGGACCCUGGCAUGUACAUGUCUCCACUUCUUCCACCUCCACAUUGUGCAUCAAAGCUUAUCUCGCGAUCCGAUGACACGGAAGAAGUUGUUAAGAGACGACUACGUAUAUAUAAUGAAAUGAGUCAACCUGUGGAGGAGUUCUACCGCAGUCGGGGAAAAUUGUUAGAGUUUGAUCUUCCUGGAGGGAUUCCAGAAUCCUGGCCAAAGCUACUUCGAGCUUUAAAUCUGGAAGACCAUGACGACAAACAGUCUGCCGCAGCAUGAUUUGUAUAUUUGUAUACAUUAAAGUUGGUUUCCAUUAGGUGAAGCUAGAUCAUUCAUUCUUUGCAUGUCAGGGAAGCUGCUGCAUUUAAUUUAAAAGUUGAAAGGAAAAACUUCUAUAUGCAAUAAAAGCACGAAGCGGCCCAUUUCCUUUCGAGUUAUGUAAGUGGCCAUGGGUCUUGUGUGGGGAGGUAAGCAUUGUAAAGGUCAGUCAAGUUGUUUGUUUGAAUAAUGAUUCUUUUUACGGGCAGCAAGUAAAGAUUCAGAGCA